UCAGAUCAAACGAGCGAUGGUAAUGUCAAUGUUACAGAGGAAAAAAAUAAAAAUGACUGUUCCAACACUCAGGGUUCAAAAACUUGGCACACUUGGUUUUAAUAAAACUUUAAUGAUUCAAAAAUCCGCUUCAAGAAAAGUUCUGGAAAAUCUUCGGGCUCAAAAUCUGGAAAAGAAUACAGGGUAUUUAUUUUUAGUUGAACAUGAUCCCGUGUAUACAGUCGGCAUUAGAAAUAAGCAAUACAAUGAAGAUGAAAAAAAAUUUAAAGAUAUUGGUGCGGAUUUUGUAAAGACUGAUCGUGGUGGCCUAAUAACAUUUCAUGGUCCAGGACAAUUAGUUGCCUAUCCCGUAAUUCACUUAGGGUUUUUUUCGCAAAAGAAAAGUAUAAAAUGGUAUGUCAAACAAUUGGAAAACAGUGUUAUUGACGUUUGUUACCAUUUUAAACUAAAGGCUAAUACUUCUGACAAUGUUGGAGUAUGGAUUAAAGAUAGCAAAGUUGCAGCAAUAGGCAUUCAUGCUUCUCGUUACGUCACGACUCAUGGAGUGGCCUUAAAUUGCAAUGUGGACUUGGGUUGGUUCUCACAUAUUGUUCCUUGUGGAAUUCCCGAUAAAGGUGUCACAUCAUUAUCCAAAGAACUGAAUCGCAAUGUUACCGUGGAAGAAACGAUACCCGUAUUUUUAAAUUGUUUUCAGAAGCACUUUCCUUGUAAUUUCGAAUAUGUAUCAUGAUUUUUUUCAGUUAGUAUGUAUGUAUAAUGUUGUUUCAUUCUCAUAAAAUCUUUCUUAUGUUUAACAAUUCAGUUACGAAUGCGAAACUGCACAAUUACAAAUAUCUCAGAAAAUAAAUAUUGAA
Messenger RNA from Uloborus diversus, 854 nucleotides. It is a transcript of the gene Lipt2, whose product is annotated as putative lipoyltransferase 2, mitochondrial. The transcript is spliced from 2 exons. Gene Ontology annotation, biological process: protein lipoylation. The coding region runs from base 17 to 730 and encodes 237 amino acids. Gene Ontology annotation, cellular component: mitochondrion. NCBI's taxonomy places the organism in Eukaryota, Metazoa, Arthropoda, Arachnida, Araneae, Uloboridae. Gene Ontology annotation, molecular function: lipoyl(octanoyl) transferase activity. The record is from RefSeq and is a predicted model, not a curated record.